Spirodela intermedia is the source of this 834-nucleotide messenger RNA. The record is from the annotation of a GenBank genome assembly. NCBI's taxonomy places the organism in Eukaryota, Viridiplantae, Streptophyta, Magnoliopsida, Alismatales, Araceae.
AUGGGCAUCAACAGGUUCCUCACCCAACGCAUGAUCCCUGGAUGCCUCUACGCAGUAGAUCCCCCCACCGCCUCCAGGCCCAGAAAGUCCGCCACAGGCUGCGUGAAGCUGAUCACGAUGGACGGACAGGUGAAGGUCUUCCACCGACCGGUGAUCGCAUCAGAGCUCUUGACGGAGCACCCUAACCACCGGAUCUGCCACUCCGACUCCUUCACCAUCGGGCAGAAGAUUCCCGCUCUCCAAGAAGGGGAGCUGAUGAAGCUCGGAAACUCCUACUUCCUCCUUCCCCUCCAUUUCUUCCAGUCGGUCCUCUCCUUCGUCACCCUCGCCUCCUCGUUCUCCUCCUUCCAGUCGUCCUCCACGUCAGCCCUACUCAUGCAGCGGGCGUUCGAGGUCCACAAGACCCCCUCCGGAAAGCUCCAGAUUAGAGUUUCCGAUGAAUUCCUCGAGAAGAUUCGGGAAACCCAGAAGAGGGUCGAUGACGCCGGCGUGGUCGGCAGGGCGAGGGUAUGCACUUCGGCGGCGCUAGAGAAGGACUACCGGCAGCUGGUGGUGGACUCCCGAGAGAGGCAGUGGAAGCCCAAGCUGGAGACGAUAAAGGAGGCGGAGAGGAAGCGCGACGCCAGGCGGCAGAGAAAAAAGGACCGCCAGGAUCACAAGAAAGAAGAGAAGAAACAAAAGUUAAUGAAUAAGCGGCAAGAAAAGAAGAUCAAGAAGCUGAAGAAAGAGGUUUCAGCCGACGGUAAACACCAGAAUCCGCAGCACGCGCUCCCACCCCAUGAUCGAAAGGUGAAGAAAGAGGAUACCAGAAAGACUAAGGGAAAGAAGAUCUGA